Lodderomyces elongisporus is the source of this 993-nucleotide messenger RNA. RefSeq lists its product as uncharacterized. Lineage: Eukaryota; Fungi; Ascomycota; Pichiomycetes; Serinales; Debaryomycetaceae. The transcript has a single exon. The coding region runs from base 1 to 993 and encodes 330 amino acids. The record is from RefSeq and is a predicted model, not a curated record.
AUGUUGCAAUUGAUAAGUGGAUUGGUCACAAGUAUCAACAAUAGCAUCGAUUAUGGGUUAAGAAUUAUACUACACAUCCUAACAUUCAUAUUUUUGCUCAUCACUGUGCAAAAGAUACGAGUGAGGAAUCAAUUGCGUAUAGCACGACAGUGCAAACACAACAUUGAAGUAUUGAAUAAUCAUCAAGCAUAUAGUAAUACAGUCAAUGGAGUCAAUAAUAUAGCAAAUGGUGCACAAGUGUUACCCAUACUAGGAACAAGUAAUGAUCACUCCAAUGUACGUUUUACAUCUUCACAAACACAAGGGAAUUUCACAACUGCAAUAUCUAUUGGAGAAACCCACACAUAUAGCAAUGGUGGUGGUAUUAAUGUUGGUGGUGAAAGUGUUGGUAAUAAUGAAAAUCGACCAAAUCUACUUUCCACUACAACUGCUAAAUUACGGUCAAGUCUGUCUGGAAAAAAGAUUUCUCAAGCCUGGAGCACCAUUACUAAACGUAAUAAACUGAAUUCAGCACUUGCAUCAAAUACAAAUACAACUACAACUUUAGCAUCCAGUAUAUUACACACCAAUGAGCAAGUGCAACGACCACGUAUUUCUUCUACUUUUUCAUUUACCAGAAAAUUCAAACUAUCGCAUCUAAAACAAUUAAAACUGAAACAAAGAAUAGACAAUAAUCUUGUUGAUGAAGCCAAUAACCUUUUAAGAAACCCAGAUAAUUAUACUGUUUCCAGUAUAAAUCAAGCAGAUAGCUCUAUGUAUACUCCAACUAGCCUUAUCAGCUCAGUAGAUCUGCUGCUAUCUGGAAAUAGUACUGCACCACCACUGUUUGCAGAUGCAUUACAAUUGGAUCAGCCUCCACCAUAUUCACAAAGAGAUACUUUAUCUUCUGGAAUUAGUUUAAACACUAGUGAUGGAAAUAUAUACAAUAUGAGUCCCGAAGAACUUGAUGCUGAGAUUAGUAGACUUGAGCAAUUGGUGCAAAGUUGGAUAUAA